This is a messenger RNA of Mytilus californianus (California mussel), 14813 nucleotides long. RefSeq lists its product as uncharacterized. The coding region runs from base 189 to 12302 and encodes 4037 amino acids. Lineage: Eukaryota; Metazoa; Mollusca; Bivalvia; Mytilida; Mytilidae. Gene Ontology annotation, molecular function: protein binding. The record is from RefSeq and is a predicted model, not a curated record. The transcript has 11 exons.
UCAUUUAAAUGAAAAGCGGAGUCCAAAUAUUUUUACGUGAUAUUAGUUCAGACCCGGAAGUACUAUAAUUUUUUUGAUGAUUGCAGUGCUGAUAUCAACAAAUUUGAUGUUAACUCCAAACUAAUUAAUUUUUGCAAUUGGUAAACAGGUUAAAGAAGAGAUAAUGCUACAGAAAAGGAAGAGAUAAAAUGGGGGUGUACACUUUCUCAUCCAAACCCACGACACCUGGUGAGAAGACCCCCGAUUUAUUGAUCCGGUUCCAGGCCGUGUCAAGAACACAACCAUGUGUUCAGUAUCGGUUUAUGUCCGUACAUUCCAGGACGAAGUUACACCAGGUCCGAAGAUAUAUAACCAAAUACUUCAAAAAUGUUUACGAAGGCGGUUUUAUCUUCCUGUGCAAAACCAAAGAGAUACUGAAGUCAGAUGAAAGUAAACUGACCGUGUUUGAUAUUUUGCCGAAAGUUCCCGAGGUGAAUGGUCAAACACUACAAAAGUGUUUUCAGUACCCAGACGUUCAGUAUAAGAAGGUGUGGUACAACUAUGACGGAAAGAGGUUCUCCAUUUCGUGUGCAUGUGUGAUAUUUUUGUUUGAGAGAAGUAAAGUUAGCCACUGGCCACCAGAAGUUCUACGAGAAGAAUUGAGUGCCAGUGCAAUCGAUGGUUUUGCACAUAUCCCAACUGACAUUAUGUCAUGGAGCGGUAAACUUGUAGAAUGUCGCGGUACACCUCUUCACAUAUUUGCUGCAAUCGGACUUAAAGAAGAACUAAGAACAGCUAUUCAUCAACUAUCAGAAGGGACAACAGCCAAAUUUCUAACUGACCAGAGGGGUGCAACACCCCUUCACUACGCAGCAGUCAAUGGAAAUUUAGAUGUUUGUGAGAUAAUAGUGGCAGGUAUGGGAAGUGAAAUGAUUUAUCAUCUUGAUAACUGGAAGCGUACACCGCUACAUCGAGCUCUUUACAGACGUAAGGCACAAACUAUCACUUACCUGAUUCAACUGAAUGCAGAUGUUGAUACAGAAGAUUUUACUGGUAACAGCUGCUUAAACUUGCUGUUCAAACAGAGUCCAAAAGACGUCGAAUUCAUCGUAUCGAAGUUAGAGACAGAUUGUGUGGACAAUCGUGUACAAUUCUGUCUAUUGUAUAUGUCCAUGAGAAACAAGAAUUUCUCACACGUCCAUCAGCUUGCGCAAUCAAUAUCAGUGUCAUCAGAAGUGCAGAUAGGUAGUACAUUACUUCAUAUGUCUGCUGAAUUCAAACUUUUAGAUGUGACGAAAAUUUUGGUGUCGAAAGGAUUUGACAAAUCUCAGAGGGAUCUUACCGAUUUUUUACCUUUCCAUAUUGCCUGUAAAUUUGGGACUAUUGAUCAAAUCCAGAUACUAAUGUAUCCUGAAAUGGACGACUAUGAUGUGAACAAAGGGCUGCAACUCUGUAUCCGGCAUGGUCAUAUCAAAGGCUGCCACGAGAUCAACGUUUUCCGUCAAGAUAUCGCUUUAGAAGAAACAACUGUAUGUAUGGUGAUGAGCACAGUUCAGGCAACAUUGAGGAAAUUUAAACAUAAAUAUAUAGACGAAGAACCAUUGAAACAUUUUGAAAAUAUGGCCAGCAUGUUACUACCAACUAUUAAAUCAAUACCGGACGUUUUGAACACUUACGUAUAUGAUGCAGCUCUUUAUGGUGCUUCUGAGACGCUUAUUCUCUUAAAAUCACUUGGUGCUAGUUUUAACACUUGUGAUUUUUCUGGCAGAUCUCCUUUGCAUGAAGCAACACAGUCGAACAAACUUCGAUGCGUUCAAGUCCUUUUGAAAGGGGGUGCUAAUCCGAAUACGGUUGAUUGGAGAGGAUCGACUCCACUUCAUUACGCAUGCGGAACAGGGAACGCAAAUAUUGUGAAAUGUCUGAUGGAGAACAAACAUGUAAAAGUUAACAUUAAAGAUGUAAAUGGUAGAACACCGCUACUGGUGGCUGCAUACUACUGUAGGAAUGAUAUUGUAUGUUACCUGUUGAGAAAUUGUGAACAAGUUAUUGAUCUGAAAGUACAGGAUGAAGAUGGAUAUGGCUUGUUGCAUUUUAGUAUUCAUCUGAAAGAGAGCACAUUUGAUCUUGUCGUUGAAAAAAUGUCUACCAGACCAAAACCAAUGGUCGCUGAUGAAAGUGUUAGAACCAAACAUCAAAUUCCCGACCAUUCAUGGAUUGGAGAAGUCAUCUUUACAGACUUCAGGGCACACUUGCAUGAUAUGGAUGAUAGUACGUUUAACAUUCGAUUUAAAAACAAGCCAAAACGUGGGAAAAGUGUUUCUUUGAAACAAGGGUCAUCGUAUAACUCCAUUAAUGUCAAUAGUCAGUUCUCUCUUCAAAGAACCACUGUGUCUACAUUAUGGACAUCAAGAGAAAAAGAACACAACUAUGUCAAGAAAAAGCCGAGAAAAUCACCUAAGCUUAGUUAUCAGUUGUGUAGUGGAUGCAAACGGCUUAUCAAAUCUCUAGCAAUACACAGAUGUGUUGUUCCCUCGGAUAGGAGAGGGAAGAAGAUCAAACUGAAGGCAUUUGAGUAUCUUCAACGAGACACCAAAGAGAAGACCACUGUUCCGCCAUUCUUUUUAGCAGUUAAGGAUGGAAAUUAUUCAGUCAUGCGGAAGUUACGCAAGUUAGAUCAAACAGUUUCAACCUACCAUGACAACUUUGGACGCAAUUGCUUAUCAUUAGCUUUAGACUUAAAAUCAUUGAGAUUGGUAAAAAAUGUUCUUGAACUUAUACCAGAUAUUGAGAAGUCUGGAGCCGUACAUCGAGUUGUAUCACAAGCUUCACAUUCAAAGCGAGACAGUACUCCAUUACAAUUACUGACGUACCUGAUUUCUAUUGGCUGUACACUGAACGGAACAAAUGACACGUCUUUAGAUGAGGUAGUGGUUGGUCUGUCAAUAAACAACAAGAAUACAGAUAUAACAAAGAUUCUUAUUGAAAAAGCUCAAACAAUCAGUGACAAAACUAUGGCAAUGGCUGCUUCAUCAGGAUCAGCAGAUAUUGUGGAAACGGCAUUGAAGAAAUGGAGAAAAAACGACGCGAAACAAAUCACUGAAAUGGAUAUCCUCAGUAUUGCUAUUAGCUCGCGGGCCAUUUCAAUCGAUGUCAUGAAAUAUCUUUUGUCACGCUACUACAAACACAAAGAACAUGGAUCUACAGAAAAACAUGAAGAUAAAAACAAACAUUUACACGACCUAUGUAAGUCAUCACAGAUUCCACUUGUACGAAAACAUUCCUUGCUGGGCAAAUUGUUGCACAAAAACCAUCCUGCUCUGAAAAGUAAGCCUAGAACACAAAUUGACAUUUUCAGCAAGAUUGGAACUCUCUUACUUAAUCACGAUCCAAAUCUUGGCAUGAACUAUACUGGGGAUGUUCACAUAGUAUGUGAAUGUUUGAGAGAUUGUAUUGAAAUGAAAUGCUAUGACGUGGCGGAAUUAUUAAUUAAGAAAUCGACAGAUAUUAUAUGGAAAUGUGAACUCUCUGAUAAACGCUGUGCCUUCCAGAGACACUUUCACAAGAAAAUAUAUAAUAGUUCGUCGAAGAAACUUGUAAAUAUUUCUUACUUGCAAAAUAUUAUAUUAGCUGCAGCAAGCAAGGAUACUCCUGAAAAUGUCCUAAAUGAAGUUUUAAAAUAUGGAGCCAAGUUCUUCAGAUCAGACGCGGGAGCAGACGUUGGAAUUGAUUUGGAUAUUUUACCAGCUGAAAGUAGGAAAGAUGCUGAGAAAAUUGAAGAUAAUAUGGUAAAACUGGUUUUAACAGUUCUAGAAUUGAUUGCGGGAGAAAAAAUGAGACAUUUUAAUGUUGUAAAGAUUUGGAAGCAAGUUCCAGGAGUAUUACCACACAUUUAUCUUCUGGGCAAAGACAUAGAUAUAUCUCCUUUUGUAAGAAGUAAAGAAGACUUUUUCCUUAGCCAUUGUUAUACAUUGUACAAGAAGAAAUCGCUUCGACCUGGAACAUCGGUUUUGCACCUAUCUGCAGGUUUGCAAGACAGUUCAGCUCUCAAAAUGGUGAUCAAGGCGACAGUUACAAUAGAUACAAAUGUAGAGAACGAAGACGGAGUGUCACCUUUAGAUAUAGCCGUUACUGCAGGAUAUUGGCAGAACUACAAAAUUCUCAUGGAUAACAAUGGAAUGGUUAAAACUGAGACUCUUGAGAAAUGUUGUAUCAUAGAUGCAUACAAUGCUCAAAAAAUCCUAAAAAUGGUAGAUGCAAGUUAUUGGGGUGAGAAAUGGUGUGGACGGUACUGGGAAUAUGUUGAAGAUAUGCAUUGUAUGGAAUGGGAAACCAAUGAAUCAAGUCAUUUUCACCUAAUAAGAGGGUUCUCGCAUUGUCUGAAAGGUCAUCCUGAAUAUGCUGAUAAGUCUUUUCAUGGAAAGUCGAGAAUAAAAAUGGCACAAGACAUCUGGAACAGUUCUAACUACCAGUUCAGAAGUUUCUGGCAUUUUUCAAAAGCAAAUCCUUAUUAUGCAGACAAUCGUCAUGGCAAAUCCAGACUGAAAAUUGUAAAGGAUGUAUGGUCUAGGUUAGAAAUAGGACAAUCUGAUAAACUAUUAAAAGACGAAGCUCGUUUGACCUGUGCGUGUGCUGUAUAUCGUCUCUGGGAAAUCAUAGAGUAUUUUAUGGAGAAAGCUCCGCAUCUAAUCAUAAACGCAAUCAAUGAAGAAAGGGGAUUAAUGCUUGCAAAACUAGAGUUUCUGUAUCUUAUAUGCACACACUCCCCAACCAGCGUGAUUCUAAAACAGUUGGAGUUCAUUGAAAAACACAUCACAUCCAUCAAGCAAAAUGCUCUCAGUGGUUUAAUUAUGUAUUUAAUUGCCAGAAAUGAGGAAGAUUUAUGCCAACACCUUUUUACAAAAACCCUCGUGUCCAUUGGUAUUGAUUCAUAUGAUGACGUCUUACAGUAUAGAGACAAUGAACAGAAGACAGCUCUACACCAUGGUGCCAGAAAUGGAAAUCUGUUAGCAAUUCAAUGUUUGACAUCACAAAUAACGAAUACAAGGGUCGGUGAAGUAGAUUUGUUGAAUUCCAUGGACAAAUUUCAAGCAUCACCGCUAUGGUAUGCAUUAAGCAAUCGUCAUUGGAAAUGUGCACAACUUUUAUUGAUUAAAGGUUGUAUUCCAAAAUGCAGAAGAGCAACACCGGAUUUUGAUAAUAAGAGGAAAUUUAAAGCUAGUGCAGAAAAGUUAUCAGAAAAUACAUUAUCAAAUUUCGCAUCUGGGAAUAUGAAUAUUACAUUUGGUAAGCGUGUUUAUCAGACGAAAGUAAACAAAUCUGUUAAGAUGGCCUACAGGUUAGGACAAAAGCGUGGGAACAUAUUUGAACGGAAGAAACAAGGAAAAGAGAAAGGAAAUACAAAAAAACAAAAGCGACACAAGAGGACAUACUUGUCUUUUAAAACAGAAAGAUCUUAUGAUUACAAGAGAGCGUUGGAAUUGAUUAAACUUUCGAAAGUAGCAGAGGUCAACGGUGCUGGUCUAAUUCAUGUAGCAUAUGCUUUAGGGGACCAAGAAUUAAUAUCUCAAAUUAUAGCACAAGAUAGAACAGCUUUCAAACAAGAGGAUAGAUGUGGCUGUUUACCCAUUAUUUACGCUAUUAAGCACGGCAACUUUGAUAUAGAAAAGCCAAACGAAAUGAAUCAAGACUCAACAACCGUUAAAGCAUUAAUUUGGAAGUUCAUGUCGACAAAACAAAAUCAAAACAAAUUAGUUUAUUUUCUGACUCAGUUAUUGUCCUUCAUUUGUUGGAGAUAUGCAUCAAGACUAGAAGCCCCAAACUUUUCAUCUGGUGAAAAUGGAGCAUUUACCUAUCAUCUUGGAGAAAUAAUCGCACAAAUUAAGGAGAAUUCGUUAAAAGUGCCGAGAACAAUCAUGUCGUUUAAAACUGGUUGUCUUUACUCUAAGCAGAAAUUUACAAGCCUAGUAGCUAACAUGGAACAAAUCUUAAAACAGUUUUUUGACACUGGAACUAUUGAAACCUUUCUAUGCUUAUUCAAGUUUCUUCCUUGUGGCCAGUAUACACAAAUAUACAAUUCUUAUUCCUGUGUUGUUUUUCCAAAUGAGACGAAAGAGGGACAACACCAGCUAUCAUUGGCAAAAAUGAUAAAAGACCAAAUUUCUGCUGUUGGCGUGACGAACAUUCCAAAAGAAUUACUGACUGUGCUCUUAAUAUCUGGAGAGUCAUGGGUUUUUGAAUUGUUAGUUGAUACAUUAACAAAUGAACGCGAAAAUAAACUCACAGAUCCAUAUUUGCUUGAUUUAACAAUAAUAGAUAUAAUACCACUAUUAACACAAUCUGAAAAUGAAAACGACAAGAUCGUACUUGCACAAGAAGUUAUAAAACAGAUGGAAAAAAUUCUUAUACUAGAAUCUUCUUUGACAUUGCAUUCAGACGUAGUUGAUAUUGCCAAAGAAAAACAGUUAUGGUCUUAUCUUGAAGUAAUAGGACACCAUACUCUUAUAGGCUCGGGUGUCUUAAGUCCUGUUUGGCAAACAGUGAUGGCAAAGGCUGCAGAAAGUGGACAAAUACAAUUUAUGAAGAGUAUUCUUAGUAGUUUGGAAGUAUCAAAAAUGACGGAUGAACAAAAAUCUUGCUUUACUGCAUUUAUCUGCUUAGCAAGCUUGAAUGGACAAGUGGAAACCGUUAAAUACCUGAUCAGAAAUAGAAUUCCUCUUAUCAGUCAUUUGGAUGAAUCACCUAUUAAAGAUUUAUUGGGAAAGUUCCACAUUCCAUCUUGGGGUGUGCUUGAAUAUGCAGUAAAAGGAAAUUCGACAGAUACGAUUGUUUUCCUUCUAAAGUGUUUUAGGGAUGAUAGAACGAUUAAGAACAGUGUGAAGGGCAGAGACCUGUUAAAAUUAGCAAUACAAAAAGGAAAUAAAGAAGUUUUUCAACACCUAUGUCAGUACGUUGACAAGGAACUGGGACAGACUGUUACAAGACAAGAGAUAGAGGAAGCGUACAGGAUAUCCUUAAUGCAUGGUAGAGAGGAAUUUUGCCUCCAAUUACUGGAACAAAAUAAUACCAGUUUAGUGAUAGACACAGACAAUAGGAUGAGUUCUCUGCAUCUAGCUGCAAUCCAUGGAAUGUAUUCUAUAGUCGAAAAAAUUAUCCAGACUAGGCCAGAGGUUUUAAAUCGAAUUGAUGGAAAUGGAUAUUCAGCAACUGAUUAUGCUGUUGUAUGUGGAAGGACUAAAAUAGCGCGUUUAUUGAAAGAAAACAAAAUGAGCAUUUCUAACUCUGUAGUCGACAGAAUAGAGUGUUGUGGAUGGUUCAGAGAUCAUAUGACAUUUAACGAAACAUUAAAAAAAUCGGAGAAAAACGAACUUGUCCAAUCUUUAAGAGGGCGAACGCAUUUGACUAUAGAGUCUGCUUUAGAGUAUGGCAAUGAUAUUUUAGCAGCGUCUGCUAUACACAGCUCUCAAUAUCUGAUAAAGGCAAAUUUAAAAACAAAUUUCCUUGACACUGUUGUUCUAAUACAUAUGGCCGCACAGAAAGGUUGUUUAAAAUCAUUAGGAUAUCUAUGCGGAAUGAUUCAAGAGGAUGAAAAUGUACUGACGAAAGUGUGUACUCAUGAAAUAAAAGGUUACAGCGCACUUGCAUAUGGCAUAACAAAUUCAAAUUUUGAAUGUGUAAAAGUAUUACUAAAAAUGGGAGGAACUAAAUGGCAAAGACUACCCACUGGCGAAAACAUUCUCCAUCUUGCCGUUAAAACAGAACAGCUUAGUAUUGUGCAGUUAGUAGAUGACAUAACUAAAGGUUCAUAUAGAACAGAGAAAGACCACCAAGGAAUGACACCUUUACUUUAUGCUGUUGCACUUGGACAACAUCAUAUUCUGGCGUAUUUAACUACUGGAAUGUCAUUACAAUCGAAAGAGCAUAUUCAUCAUACAAAUUCCGAGACCAGCGACUUCACAUGCUUAGAGUGCAAUCUUGAUAUGUGCAUAGGAUGGUCUAAACUUUACCUUAAUUCUGAUAAGUAUCACAUAAAAGAACGCAAUACAAGACCAAUAAACACACAAAACACAAGCGCAAAGUUUUUCGUUAUAGAUAAACCAAAGAGUUUGAAAAUUGAACGUAUUAAUUCGUAUGGCAGACGUUUGGCAACAAUUUACAGAAAACCUAGAAAAGAACUCCUUCUUACAUUAAUGGUGGAGAACAUACCACGAGAGAGUUCUUUAUGGAGGUAUAUCCUUAUCUCUAUGGGAUAUAAAGACGACAAUAUCAGUUUACAGGAAGUUCUAUUGCAGCUUCCGUCGUCGUCAGGAGAAACUGUACAUCACAGAAUAAAAAGAUUAAUGGGAAGACCAGAAUACACGGUAACUCUUGCACAUCUUUCUCAAAUGGAUACCGAUAUUAGUGAUUUGAUACUGUCUGCUGCGGCUUGCGGUAACACGCAAUUUCUCAAAGGACACAUUGAGACCAAUAUUCGAAGUAAGAACGAUCAGGCAUCAUUGAACGAAAUAGCUUUUGCUUUUGGGAAUAUGCAGACUGCUUUGUUCUUGCACCGAACAAGUAAACUACAAAAUAUACAAACUGUGUAUUCAAUAUUCCAUGAACUGACAGAAACUCUUCCUCUCCAAGUGAAAUGGAUAACUGGCAUAGAAAAGCCAGGGAACGAAAAUUGGGAAAAAUCAAUAAGCACUGAUCCAAUUGACAACAAAUUGUCUAUGGCUGACUUGUGGGUUAUUGCAAACUUCCCCGACGACGUAGUAGAUAUAGUCUGUACCAAUAUAGAUGAUAAUUUCUUGAUCCCUCAAGCCAUAUGCGGCAAAAAAUAUACUGUUGAUUUUGAAAGCUUCAGAAAAAACACACUAAGCAGUCAUUUACACCAUGUCACAAUACAAGCAUAUGUUGCAUCAAGUCAUAUAUACGGACGACAGUUACAAGCCUUUACAAGAAACGGAUACGAGAAGCUGAAUGCGGUCCAAAAUAUAAAGGUGACAUGUGAACCAGUAGGACCAGGUAGCCUUCCCAAAAUACACAUUGAUUCUUCUGGGAACUUCAUAGAAUCUGUUGUGUUGACACAGACAAAAACUGGUACUGCACUUAUGAUUGACAACUCUCUGACACAGCGUUCUGAUGAAGUAAUCAGUAGAAAUCGUGUGAUGACAGAUGUCCUCCCAACAGUUUCUACACUGGUUUUGGAUGUUUUUGAAAGAGAUGUUACAUUACGCAUAGAUUGGAAUUCUCUUGAGUCACGCAGGCGUACCGGAAAUUAUGACUUACUUCUGAAAUUGUUGUCCGGUGAAUCAAGCGGAAAUUGGCUUGGAGGUCUAUAUGAUGUUUUAUUACAGUGCAAAAGUUUACGUAGAGAAUUGUUUAACAUGUUUGACCAAGCAACAGUUGAUUUCUCUCUUCAUUCGUUGUCACACAUUCGUGAAGUUGUCGUUGUGUAUGUCGAUAAUUUGCAAAGACCAGAAAUAUCCAGAAAAGCUAAAACAACUUCCUUAUCUGAUAUUUUAAUAUGGGAAUUCACAUACGAACGAGGUAAUCUGAAAUACAAUAGGGAGAACUUUCCACUUUUAAUAGCUUUACUACGUUACCACAAUUUAUCUGAUGCCGUUUAUAAUUCCGUGUAUAGAAUUGCAAACCUAGACACAAACGUAGGCAACCGAAGCAAGUUUGAAAAAUAUAAAGAAAAGUUAACUCUUGAGAUAGAUCUCAAAUCUUUUGGAAUAAAAGAUGGCACAAUGAUAAAUGAAAAGCUUUGUCAGGGAGUAAGCAGAGAGGUCAACGUAAUCGCACAUGAAUGUGAGGCAAUCAUGAGACUGGUAUUGAAGGCGAAAAAGAUUUUGCUUAGAAAUAGUCCAUCAGUUCAGGGCGCAGGGUUAGUCUUACAAGAUGAAACUAUUACCAUCAGUGUGUGUACCUAUCUGAAUUCACAGAAAGCCGUAACGAUAGAACGCGGACAAAUCCGACAGAAACUAGAGGACAUAGAGGAUCAACAAGCAUUUUCUGAAUGGAAAUCGGAACAAUUCAAUGCUAUCAAACUUAAAGUAGAAGAAAGUUCCAGUAUGUUAAGAAAGAAUUAUGGCAUAGAUGUUCAUGUUAGUUUUGAUGAUAAACGCAUUGCAGCUUAUGGUUUCCAAAGAUACAGACGAGAGUUGGAACACCCACAUGUGGUUACCACUGCUAUGAUGACAAAAUGUGUGCAAAAUAUAGUUCAUGCAGUUCAAUAUAUGAUUGAUGAAGUAUUCCAUAGCAAUUUUGGCGAAUACCUUCUUUCUUUGAGCAAUGACAACAGCAUUCCCGAUGGAUUAUGGGUCAAAAUACUUAUCGAUCCAGGUAAUCAAAUCAGUUCUGACAAUAGUUUCAUGGUGAAUAGAGUCGUCAAAUUAAAGUUGAAAGAACAUUCAAGAUGUUGGUGGUGGCGUGGUAGGUUAUCAAACACAGACGUUUUUACUGAUGCAUCAUUGCUCCCACUUUAUACGUGCAAAGUUGAAGAAAAAGACGGGGAAAAGAUUUGCUGGAAGCAUAACAGUUUCGAAUCCUCAACAUUAGUCACAAGAAAGCAGCCAUCAAAUGAAUUAGUAUCGCUAAAUAAUCGUGUCUAUAAAAUUGUGGAUGAGUCAUUAUUUCAGGAGGUGCUUUCACAGUUACCAACCAAAAUUAACGUGAACGCUGAUACUUUUAUAACUGGUGAAAUGAUCGAUAAGUCAGUUUUAAGAGAUAAACUGUCCCCAGAUUUCCGUUAUGUACUCGCAAACUCUAGGCUGCACAUUAACACCCCAAUGAUUAGAGAUGAAGUUAAUAGAGACUUUCAAAGCAUCUUCAAGGUUUUAGGUUUUGUGCCAUCAGAUAUUGAAAUCGAUUUUCAAUCUUUCAACGCUUAUAUCAAAUCAUCGGAUGAUGUUAAGGAGGCUAGAGAACACACGCAUAGAACCAUUUGCAUUGUAUCCUCUCGAAUGAAAACUGCAUUUUUCAAUCUCUUUCGCACUUAUGGUCUAAUACUAUCAACAAGACCACCUUGCUCUCAUUUAAAACUGAUCCAAGAACGAGUUACUGGCAUGCUAAAAAGUAUUGAAUCAGUCAAAUUGAAACAUACAGGUGAAACCAGAAUUAUAUCGAAAAAGAAAUUAGGUGCGUUGAGGAACCCUAUCCUGAUGGGUCAAGAAAAACAAAUUGAAAUAUUGUUCUACAACUCGCCUAUCGAUACAAAUCUAAAAGUGCAUAUCAAAGAAGUUUUACUCUCUCUAGUCAUCAAUACAUUAGAAAACGCUAUUAUCGCGAGAUUUUCCAAUGAGAUGAGAAUAGACAAGAAAGUAAUAACAGUUAGAAACAAGUAUUCGGACAAUCUUGAAUUUGAAGAAGCUGUAUUAUGGCAAAGUCAUCUGUAUUGUAAAGAAAAGGGGAUAAAUCUGUCGAUGUUCCAUUCUAUUAAGGUAGAUGGUACAACAGCAGUUUUCAAAAUGAAAGGGACGUCAUCACUAGAAUUCUCAGUAUCAAUCAAUGAAAAACAGCUGGUUGAUUCGAAAGUAUUCAGAUAUAUAUGUAAAUCGCACCCCUCUGAUGACACAAUUGACCUUUUUGAAUCAGACUUACAAUUUUUGAUGUGCGAUCAAAACUCUGUAAGAUUACAUAUAAAGAGGCCACUUAACAACAAAGUAGAAUAUAAUGACCCAGCAUUAUACAGAAUCAAUUUUAUUACAAAAUCAGCAAUACAAUUAAGCUUGAAACCAUUCUAUUGUGACUGGUUUGGAGAGAAUAAUAUCGUUUUAAGAUUUACAAUCCCAGACACUGAUGAUAAGCAAUCCGAUAUUUCAUUUUUAUUCAACGAUAAAUUAAUCGGAAACUUCACCAAUAUAGCAAUACAUAAAGAACCUCAAUCAAAUGCGACGAUUGCAAUGUCGACAAGUAUACAAGUUAAGAAGGAUGGUUGGUUUAAUAUUUCAGUCGGGCAUGACCGACACCAUUCUGAGGAAAUAAGUGAAAUUCCACCGCAAUAUCGUAUAAUAAGCAGCAAGAAAAUGAUUGAACCAAUAGCGGGAAGCGCAAGUACUCAGUUUAUUGCAUCUUAUACUCCAGCACAUAUCUUUUCCAAGGGCAAUAAUUAUAUCCACAGUCCUAUAAGAAUAACCAAGAUUUCACAGGAGAAAUACAGAGUGCAUGUAGACGACCACCAAAGAGAAAUACUUAUAAAAGCAGUUUGUAAGCAGUGUAAACAAAGCUUAAGCAUUUGUACCCAAUUCCAAGAUAUCAUACCCAAUUUUGAGCUCGUAGUCAACCGCCCGGAAGACGAACUAGAAGAUGUACAUGAGGAUUCAAUAAAUAGAAAUACAUAAAACUGUUGAGAAAAAUAGGUUUACACAUCAUCUCCAUGACUGUAUGCAAUUACAUAAACAAAUAGAUAACUAAACAUUUGUAUUUAUAGGUUUGACAUUAGUACCGAAAUGUUUGAAUCUUCGUUAAUUGAGGAAUUUUAUUUGUGAAAGAUACUUGAAAUAACAUAAUAUAUUGUGGAAGCAGGUAUUAAACCCAGAAAAAUACGAUGCUAUUUUAGAUAUGAAGAUGUGCCAUUUCAUAAAUUUGUUGGUUCAUCAACAUUUUCUUUUGAAUCUAAAAGUUUAACUAAUAACCUAUACUAUUUAUAUAUAUUGUAUAUUUUUAAUAACUUAUAAUUUCUUGUUUGUUUUUAAAGAUAAUAUGUCCUGCCAUUAGUAGUUAUCCUGAAUGAAUAGAUUUCAUUUCAAUUUAUUGAAAAUCAAAAAUUUUGUAAAAUUCUUUUUCAAUUUUUUUUUGUAAAAAUUCAUUGUGAUAUCAAAUCAUGUAGUUGAUAAAGUACAAAUGUAUAUAGGAGAUUAAUUUCAUUUGUUAAAAAUAGUUUCAACAAAUUCACGUGGUAUUUUGAAUGAUAAUGAUUUUUAAUUUAUAGCUUCCUCACAUGAAAACUAUAUGUCCGACGUAAUGUAAAAAAUAAUUGUCUGUUGUAACUGGUGCCUUAUUGAAUUACACACAAUAAAUUACUCGAAACUAAAUACUAAAUAUUAAUAUUCUCUAAAUAGAAGUAUAAUGAUUUUUUCUCAUAUGAAUGUACAAACGAAUCUUCAGAUUUUCAUUUUUGUGUUGUUAAUUCAAGCACAGUAAAAUGGAAUAAUUAUGCACGUCUUCCUUGCUGAAAUGAAACGCGUUUAGACUUUUAUGAUGUCUGAAACAUAAAUAAUUACAUUUAAAGUGUCAAAUAAAAAGAUGACACUUCUAUAUUAUGUUUUUAUGUAAGUUAGGGUGUUUACUUUCAUUAGACUAUUUCACUUAUCCACGUUCUUGCUUAUACGAAACGGUUUUGGAUUUGUAUGAUAUCUGAAUUAUAAACUACUGCAUUUAAAAGCGUCAACUGAUAGUCAAUUUGAAUGGUAUAAGGGGUAUACCUUUAGCAGAAUAUUUCUAAGAUCAUUUUAUAAACUUAUGUUGUACAUCUUAUCAAAACAGUAAUUUGGAAAUGUUUGAGUAUAACUAUCAAAUAGGUUAGUAUGUAAUUUGUGGAAUUUCAUCCUUUUCUUUCCGUAAAAAUGGAGGGGAGGUCAAAAGGUCAAGAUCACAGUAGCUGUAAAAAUUCUGAAAGAUUAGGAAUUAUAAAGAUAUUCUACUACUUAACUACUGAAAUUUUCCUACCUAGCGAAACUAAUACUCAUAUAGCAAUAGCAAAUACAUUAUCAUACUGGUCUUAUCUCACCUCAGCUAUUUUACAUAUGGUACUUUUUGAAUUCAUGAUAUUUAUCCCAACUUAUAUAGGCGUUUCAUUGACUGCCAUUUUAAGUCUUUCUGAUAUAAAUAUCUUUAAAUGAAAUGUAGAAGAAGAUGUAAAGAAUGUUUUUCUUGCUGUAUAUCUGUGAUACAUGAACAAGUUUAUUUUAUAUUAUAUUUUUCGCUUUUUAUUGUUUUUAUAUUAUGAAAUAUAGACCUGUUUAGUUCACUCAAUGUACCAUCGUUUGAUGGGAUAUUUAAUCAAGGCCUCGUGAACUUUAAACAUAUUCUAAAUAGAUUAAUUUAUAUUGGUAGUAACUUUUAUCUGAAGUGUGCAUUCACAGAAACUCUUGCAUUAAAACAGUAAAAACUCAUUUUCAUAUUAAUUGUCUGUGAUAGCAUUUAUUUUUUUACAAGAUAAUAUUUAAAAAAAUCUUUUUAUGUAUAUUAUUUUCUCGUGCAUUUGUAGUGAUAUAAUUAUUUUCUUUUUUGACGACCAAAAUAUAUUUAUGUAUACUAUGCAAUGGUAGUUUUCGAUGUAUUUCAUGAAUGAAAUAUUUGCCACUGGACGUUAUGCAACCAACCAUCAAUGUACUUCUUGGUUGGUUCGUUGUACAUUUUAUUUAGAUCUUUAUUCAAACCAUGUCUUGGAUGACAUUGUAUUUUUUGGACAAUGUCAUUUAUAUACAUUAGAAACAUAAUGUGUGUGUAAAUUGCAUGCUAUGGACGUUUUAAUAACGUGACUAUAAAUUAUUUUUACAAAAGUCAAAAGGUACGUAUUUUGAGAAAUAAUAUUUUUCAUUAAAGAACUCUGAUCAAUAUUUGAUGACGCAACAAGUAAUUACUUAUAUAAAUAAUAUCAUAUAAUUGGUAAACAGAAUUUAAAAAUCGAUUUCAAUAUGUAAAUGCAUGCAACAUCAUAGUUAUACUUAUUACUAUGUUUUAGGGAGAUUUCUAUAACGGGUGACAGUACAUCUAUUGUGAUAUAGUUUUCUAAUUUAAAUAAUAUUUACAGAAAUUCUCAUUCUAAGAAUUCUUAUUUAUAUAUUGUUCUUUGUGAAUUAUAUCUUACUGUGAUACUUACAAAUAAAACUAUAUAUUUUUGAAAUAAA